Closterium sp. NIES-65 is the source of this 1734-nucleotide messenger RNA. The record is from the annotation of a GenBank genome assembly. NCBI's taxonomy places the organism in Eukaryota, Viridiplantae, Streptophyta, Zygnematophyceae, Desmidiales, Closteriaceae.
AUGUCGCCUAGACGGCGACGACCUACAUCGUCGUUGUCGUCCAGCUCGUCCGCAGUAGUGUCCGUGGCAGCCAUUGAGUCUGCCGAGCUGUGUUUUGCUAGGGGAAUAAAGUCACAUUGCGAAGCGCUAAUACAUCUUCAGCGACCAACAAAGUCGAAUCGCGAUGACGGCGAGUGCGAUGAUUCAGUCAACCGCCAAAUGCGCCGCCACACAGGUUGGCGUGACUUGGCCCUCUCGUUGUUUCGCUCUUCCCCUCCGCCUGUUUCGCUCUUCCCCUCCGCCCGUUUCGCUCUUCCCCUCCGCCCGUUUCUUUUUUCCGCUCAGGCGGCGCUGCUUGCGGGCGAGCCCGUUCUCAGAGGCGCCACGUCAGCACCGGCGUCUCUCUCGCCCGCCACGUGGCUGCCGCUAGGCCGGUCCGGACCCACUCCUGGAGCGCCACGUGUGGUCAGGACAGCGGGGUUUAGACCAGGAGCGGCGGUGGCGGCGGCAGCGGGAGGAAGGGGCACGAGCAAGGGGGGGGACAGAGUGUCGUCCUCUGCCGUCCAGCAGCAGGUGCUGCUGGCGUCAGUGUCCCAGUCCACGUCAGCACCACCUCCCGUGCGACCAUCCCAGCCGUCCUCUUACCCGGGCACGCCUCUCAUGUGGGUGGGCGUGGGCGUGGCUCUCUCGCUCUUCGCCUCGUGGGGCUCCAAGUUCGUCAUGCAGCGCAUGCAGCAAGCCAUGAUGAAGCAGAUGCUCAGUGCCAUGCAAUCUGGAGGCGGCGGCCCGGGCGGCGCGGCCAAUCCGUUUGCGGCAGCUGGCAUGGGCGGCGGCGCCAACCCGUUUCCGGGCAUGGGCGGCGGAGGAGCAGCAAACCCCUUCGGUGGCAUGCCCUUCCCCCCACCACCACCAGCAGCAUCACCAUCAUCAUCACCCUCCUCCUCCUCGUCUUCCCCCUCCUCUGGGUCCUCCAAGGCCAAGUCCUCCUCCACAGCCUCCAAGGCGUCUGCAGUGGUGGACGUGGCAGCACAAGUCUCAGACGCCAAGCCCGCAGCUGCCGCUGCUGCAGCACCCUCUUCUGCCACCACCAGCCCUUCCAGCAGCAGCAGCGCUUCUUCGUCGUCAGCAGCAUCCUCGGCUCCUGCAGAGGAGGCGGAGAGCAGCAGCAAGAAGAAGAGCUUCUUUCAAGAUGCUGAGCUGGUGGAGGAGCCAUCCGGGGGAGGCUUCUCCUGGGGGAACACGGGCAGUAGCACGGGCAGCAGCGGCAGCAAUGCAUCUAAUGCCACUUGGGAUACGUCCACCAACUCAUUUGCCAACGGAGGAGGUGGUGGCGGGGCUAAGGGCAAGAUGACAGUGGAGGCGCUGGAGAAGAUGCUCGAGGACCCCAUGGUGCAGAAGAUGGUUUUCCCGUAUCUGCCAGAGGAGAUGAGAGACCCGGCCACCUUCAAGUGGAUGAUGCAGAGCCCCAUGUACCGCCAGCAGCUAGAGAGCAUGCUCGACAACAUGGGCGGCACGGGCUUUGAUGACAGAGUCCUGGACAUGAUGAAGAGCUUCGACCUCAACAGCCCCGAAGUGAAGGACCAGUUCUCCCAGCUGGGCAUGUCACCAGAGGACGUGGUGGGUAAGAUCAUGUCCAACCCGAAGCUCGCAGCUGCCUUCCAGAACCCCCGCCUGCAGGCCGCCAUCCUCGAUGUGAGUCCUUUAGUCUUUGGACAUGAGAUGGCCUUUCAGGCGUCUCAAAUGUCACCACUUUAG